UAAGCGAGAAUGGAUAUAUAAAAAGGCUAUAUUUUUCACUUUUCCUAAAGAGGACAAAAGGAAUAAACCAGGAUUUGUUGCUUUUGCCUACAGAGCGAUGGCUACUCGGGAACAAUGGGAGAAUAUAUUGGGUCUGUUUUUUACUCUGCUUUGUCUCUGCGACUGGUCCGUGGCUCAGAUAACCUAUUCCGUUUCAGAGGAGGUGGACAAAGGGACAUCGGUGGGAAAUCUCGCUAAGGAUUUAGACCUCAAUGUGCAGCAGCUUCAUUCCACGGGUCUUCAGAUUACCUCUGAAUAUAGCAAACGUUAUUUUGACAUAAAUCGUGAAUCUGGAGUACUUUUUGUUAGCGAGAGGAUUGAUCGGGAGGAGCUUUGUUCUAAUACGGUAAAGUGCUAUUUGAAUAUAGAGGCCGUAUUGAGUAACCCUCGCAGCCUCCAUCGAAUUGAAAUUGUUAUUAAUGAUAUUAACGACAAUGCUCCGUCUUUUCUGGAAGAAAUAACAACAAUUGAUAUGUCGGAGUCUUCAUAUGUCGGAGAAAGGCAUCCACUGCCGAUAGCUCAUGAUGCAGACGUAGGUGCAAACUCAGUGAAGACGUACAAAUUGAACCCGAAUGAUUAUUUCUCUUUAGAUAUACAGAGCAUUGGUGACCAGAGUGUGUCUGCUGAGUUAGUGCUGCAGAAAGCAUUAGAUCGAGAAAAAGAGGCUGUUAUUGAACUCACACUGACAGCGUUUGAUGGAGGGAAACCUCCCAAAACGGGCUCUUUACAGAUACACGUUAAUGUACUGGAUGCAAAUGACAAUUCUCCGCUGUUCAGCAAAACUCUUUACAAAGUACAAGUUGUGGAAAAUGCAAAUGUUGGCACAACGUUAUUGACAUUGACAGCUACUGAUUUCGAUGACAGCAUAAAUGGUCAAAUUGUGUACUCUUUCACAGAGGGGGGGCGUUUAAACCUUGAUGAAAUAUUUGACCUGAAUGCUGAUAGUGGGGAAAUCAUUGUAAAAGGCAAUAUUGAUUUUGAAGAAAAUAAGGCAUACGAGAUUCGUGUCCAAGCACGAGACAAAGGCAAUCCUCCUCGCAGUGCACAUAGCAAGGUUUUAGUCGAAGUUAUUGAUGUCAAUGACAAUGCUCCGGAAAUCUCGGUCUCGUCACUUAUGAGUCCAGUGAAAGAGGAUGCUGAAAUAGGCACAGCUGUUGCGAUGGUGACUAUCACUGAUAAAGAUGGUGGAAAAAAUGGUCUCACAAACCUUAAAAUCACAGGUCCUGUGCCAUUUAAAUUAAAAUCUAACUAUAAAAAUUAUUAUUCUUUGUUGGUUGACGGGCCUCUGGACAGAGAGAGGGUUUCCCAGUUUAAUGUAUCAAUAACAGCCACAGACGAAGGAACUCCCUCUCUGUCGAGCAAAAGUGUCAUUACAGUUCAAGUGUCUGAUGUUAAUGACAACCCUCCUCGAUUCCUGGAGCCUCUGAUUAAUGUUUACGUGAAAGAGAAUAGCCCAAUUGGAACUACAAUUCAUGUGCUUACGACAUUAGAUUCAGACUUAAAUGAAAAUGCAAAAGCAAGAUACCACUUAAUAAACAGUUCUCCGAAGACCACACAGAUAGCUUCAAUGGUUAACAUCAACUCAGAGACUGGAGAUAUAGUCAGCCUGCAGUCUUUUAACUAUGAGGAGUUAAACACGUUUCAGUUUAAAGUGCAG
This is a messenger RNA of Notothenia coriiceps (black rockcod), 1696 nucleotides long. Its product is annotated as protocadherin gamma-C3-like. The transcript has a single exon. Gene Ontology annotation, biological process: homophilic cell-cell adhesion. The record is from RefSeq and is a predicted model, not a curated record. Gene Ontology annotation, molecular function: calcium ion binding. NCBI's taxonomy places the organism in Eukaryota, Metazoa, Chordata, Actinopteri, Perciformes, Nototheniidae. The annotation marks the transcript as partial. Gene Ontology annotation, cellular component: plasma membrane.